UUAUUAUAUGUUGAGAUGGAUUUAUACCCAAUAAUCAAGUUUUUGGUUUCCUUUUCCAGUGAAUGCCGCUCGAAAAGGGAAAUGCCGUGUCUUUAUCCACAUGCUAUGGGCAUAUUGAAAGCACUUAAGGAUAAAGGAAUAAACAUAGCAAUUGCUUCUCGAUCACCAACACCUGAUAUAGCGAAAACAUUUCUUGAUAAAUUGGGCAUUCAAUCUAUGUUUGUGGCCCAGGAAAUAUUUUCUAGUUGGACUCACAAGACAGAGCAUUUUCAGAGGAUCCAUAGGAGGACUGGUGUUACUUUUAAGUCCAUGCUCUUCUUUGAUGACGAGGGCAGGAAUAUUGAAGCGGUAUCAAAGAUGGGAGUGACAAGUAUUUUGGUGGAUAAUGGGGUAAACCUUGAGAAAUUGAGGUCAGGACUCAGAAAAUUUGCACAUGCUUCUGUAUCAUGCAACAGGAAGCAAGUGGAGUAAUCUGUUUUAGUCAAAGAUAGUUUCAGGUGCAGAAUUAUCAUUUGCUACAUGAACUUUCAUGCUACAAUCCAUGAUGUCAGCCUGCUUUAUAAGCAAGUACUGAAGUUCUAUUUUCAUUAUAUGUUUCAAGAACAUGUUGAAUUUCAAAUCAUACAUUUACAUGAACUGAUUCAAGUUAUAUAAUGAUGGCCCUGCAAAUCUCAUGUA
Molecule: messenger RNA, 678 nt
Organism: Phoenix dactylifera (date palm)
Lineage: Eukaryota; Viridiplantae; Streptophyta; Magnoliopsida; Arecales; Arecaceae
Source: RefSeq, a predicted model, not a curated record